Molecule: messenger RNA, 1831 nt
Organism: Ilyonectria robusta
Lineage: Eukaryota; Fungi; Ascomycota; Sordariomycetes; Hypocreales; Nectriaceae
Product: aldehyde dehydrogenase domain-containing protein
Exons: 2
Coding region: 193-1647 (484 amino acids)
Molecular function (GO): succinate-semialdehyde dehydrogenase (NAD+) activity
Source: RefSeq, a predicted model, not a curated record
GAUCCCCUCCACAACCCGGCACUUCCACUUUUCUCGUAUGCGGAGGUUUGCCUUGGCCCGUUGCCUCGGAUAGACAUAACUGUGCUAUGGGGCACCAGUAUUCCUUUAAAGGUCCAGGAUUGUCUGGAAAGCGUCCGGGGAAAUGGCAUUUCAAAGUUCUAUCCCUUCACUUCCCCCACUUUCAUCGCUAUCAUGUCGAACGGAAUACACCCAAGCAACGGGCCGCUUCACACAGUCCCUUUAUUGAUAAACGGGUCGGGCCAUCAUUCUAUUCAAGCAUUUGACGUUGUCUCUCCUGCCACAGGCAAGGUCGUCCACCGGUGUCACUCGGCUUCGGUGGACGAUGCCAACCUCGCAGUCGAAGCCGCCGCAAAGGCUCUCAAGACAUGGCGCAAAAUUCCCCCAGAGCAACGACGCGAUAUCUUCCUCAAAGCCGCUGAGGUGAUGGAAAGGCGACGCACUGAAUUACGUCAAUACAUGGGAGAUGAGACGGGUGGCGAAGCUGGCUGGACUGACUUCAACUUGAGUGUUUCCAUCAAUCAUAUAAAGGAUGUCGCGGGACGGAUUGCAACCGUAGAAGGCUCAUUCCCGACUACCAUGAGCUCAGAUACCAGCGCAAUUGUCAUGCAAGAGCCGUACGGUGUCGUCCUGGCCAUCGCACCAUGGAACGCCCCCUACAUUCUCGGCACUAGGGCUGUCAUAUUUCCCAUCGCUACCGGGAAUACAGUCGUCUUUAAGGGAAGCGAACUCUCUCCCCGCACAAUGCUGGCCAUCGCGUCGGUCUUUCAGGAGGCUGGACUACCAGAUGGUGUCUUGAACGUCAUCUUCAAUGAGAGGGCUUCGGCAGCGGCAGUGACUUCGGCCUUGAUACAGAACCCACACGUCAGGAAGAUCAACUUUACAGGGAGCACUGCGGUCGGACGUAUCAUCGCAAAGCUUGCUGGAGACCAUUUGAAGCCCGUUGUUCUCGAGCUAGGUGGCAAGGCUCCUGCCAUUGUCUGGGAAGAUGCCGAUCUCGAUCUGGCUGCAGAGCAGUGUGCUCUUGGUGCUUUUAUUAAUUCAGGCCAGGUGUGUAUGUCCACUGAGAAGAUAUUGGUACACAAAGCCAUCCGGUCGGAAUUCGAGAAGAAGUUGGCAGCAUCUGUUGCGAAAAUCUUCUCGGCUGAAAACGACGCACCAGUCCUCAUCAGUGCGGCAGCUGUUGGGAAGAACAAGGCACUUGUGAAGGAUGCGGUCUCAAAUGGCGCUUCGGUUGUUCACGGAGAUUUGGAUCUCCAGGAGACUACUCAAACCCGACUCAGGCCGAUUAUUGUGAGCAAUGUCACAACGGACAUGGAUCUGUACAAGACCGAGUCAUUUGGCCCGACCGUCUCCAUCCUAGAGAUUGAAACCGAGGACGAAGCGAUUCGGCUCGCCAACGACACCGAGUACGGCUUAUCAUCAGCUGUUUUCACAUCGGAUCUACGGAGAGGCCUCCGUAUUGCUCGCGAGAUUGAGACUGGCGCGGUGCAUAUCAACAACAUGUCGGUUCAUGACGAGAGUGGUCUCCCUCAUGGAGGCGCCAAGUCUAGUGGAUAUGGUCGGUUCAACUCGUCAGCUGGCUUGAGCGAAUGGGUAAGGUCAAAGACUGUUACCUUUAGGAACUAGGGUUUUCUGGGGAAGUGGGAGAUUGGGUUUCAAUCAAAUGCCAUAUUUAUCCCGUACGUCUAGUUUGGUCCAUGAGACUCUGAGAGUGGUUCGUUAUUUGUCUAGUUAAGUGCCUAGCUUCAACUGGUCGUCCUAGCCUUCAUUGAGGACUUUCUUUUGCUCAAAUUCAUUUCCUACGAGUAAU